This is a messenger RNA of Kuraishia capsulata CBS 1993, 417 nucleotides long. RefSeq lists its product as uncharacterized. Gene Ontology annotation, molecular function: protein serine/threonine phosphatase inhibitor activity; protein phosphatase 1 binding. The record is from RefSeq and is a predicted model, not a curated record. The coding region runs from base 1 to 417 and encodes 138 amino acids. Gene Ontology annotation, cellular component: nucleus. The transcript has 2 exons. NCBI's taxonomy places the organism in Eukaryota, Fungi, Ascomycota, Pichiomycetes, Pichiales, Pichiaceae.
AUGAACACAUCAAGGACGCAGACGCAAACCAUACAGCCGGAGCUCCAUUUGGUGGGCGCAGCAUCGCCCAGCACAGAUACGCAGCCGCAACAACAGGGCCAGAAGAAGAAGAAGCCAAAGGUGAGGUGGAGCGAGGAGACGAUUGAUAACGAGGACAUGGGCAAGAAGAAGUCAAAAAUUUGUUGCAUCUUUCAUCCACAGAAGUCAUUUGACGAAUCAUCAGAUGAGUGCCAUUCUUGCUCUUCCUCCGACUCUGAUUCGGAUAGCGAUUCAGAUUCGGACAACGAUGGGAAUGAGGCAGACAAGGCCAAGCCAAAGUCUGGCAAAGCCGGUGGACUGCCGAGUCCGAACGCAUAUGAAUACCAACCAAAGUAUAAGAAUAAGUCGCAGCUUCCCAAAGAAGGGUCUUCAAGUUGA